Molecule: messenger RNA, 3174 nt
Organism: Nelumbo nucifera (sacred lotus)
Lineage: Eukaryota; Viridiplantae; Streptophyta; Magnoliopsida; Proteales; Nelumbonaceae
Source: RefSeq, a predicted model, not a curated record
UCGAAGGGGAGCUGGUUUACUCUCUGUGCUUAGUUAGGAACUCCGGGUUUUCUUCUUCCUGUUGCUAUUGUGGCUGGAGAAUCUGGGGAGGACAAUGGAUAACUUGUUGGGGUAGAAAAAAUACACUUAAAAAAUUAGAGAAAGCGGAGAUAAUAGGAUCGAGCAGCCUGUUUGGAAAAAUACUUCCGGACAGGCCAUUGAAUAUUGAAGGAGUCAUUCAACAGAUCCACAGACUUUGGAGGUGGACGAGGGACGAUUACUAUGUAGAAAAGAUUUGCAACAACAUACUCUGGAUCCAUUUUGGAAAUCCAGAGGACCUUGAGGAGGUUCUCUCCAAUGAACCCUGGUCCAUAAAGGACUAUCCCUUACUGCUACGAAGAUGGACACCUGGGAAGAAACCUAGCAAUGUGCCCUUUGAUACAAUGGACAUCUGGAUCUGAAUACUGGAUGUGCCAGUAGAGUACAGGUCGGAUGAGACAGCGGACCUGCUUGCAAGAGAUGCUAGUGACUUAAGACAAAUGAAGGAACUGAUUCCAAGAUACAACAAAAGAAGGCCGGCUUGGGAUAAAGGCUUACGUGUGCGAAUGAGAGUCCAAGUUAAGAACCCCAUAGCAAGAGGAUCCUGGGGAGUUCUAGAGGAAGGUAAAGAGGAUUGGCUUCCUUUUCAGUACGACAAGCUUUCAGUAUUUUGGGACAUACGGAGAAGAACUGCCCAAAGAAAAAAGAGGAAGCCACCCAAGAGUUGGAUCAAUUGAUUAAAAGGAUGGGGUCGAACACCAUGGAUGAAUCAAGAAGACCUCUGGGUUAUGGACCUUGGAUGAAGGUUGAAACUGGUAGUGAGGGGAAUAGGUUCAUCAAUGUCAAGGACAUUACGAAGAAAAAAAAAUCCCAGGAUGUGGAAAUCGGCGUUAAGAGAGAUUUGGUAAGAUGGUAAGGAAAAGAGUGGAAGACAGGAGGAAGCCUAUGAAACAGGACCCGAUCGGACCAAAGAUUAGGAAGUGGGCAAAGAACUCUAUCUUGGCGAAAACAAUAACUGAGGGAGGAAUCUGUUCAAUUUCGGCGGAUUUUGACGUAGUUCUUUCUCUGAUGAAUGUCUUCUGGCCUGCACGAUCUUUCUUCUACGGUGGGAACUGGGCUCAAGUCUGCCACAGAUGUGCAAACUCUGAUAUUACCUUCCCAGUGAAAGGUCACAGAUUUGACCAAGUACAAGUCUGUUUUAUUAACCAAUUGAGGAAAGGAAAAAACUAGUGAUAAAAUAAAAUUCCAGAAUCUAAAUUGAUGGUUCUGUAUCAAAAAAAUUGACGAGGCUCUUAACCCAAAGAAAGCUGAUAUUUAUUGAAGAGGAGUUGAAGCCAACCUUAGGUACGGGGCUGGGCUUCGUGUAUGGAACCCGAAUCAGCUCUACCAAAGAGAGUUACGGGUCAAAAAAGAAACUCGUCGAUGAGCCCUGACUCAAAAAAUGAAGAUCACAGGAAUGAUGAAGAUGGUGGUCUAGUGACGAAAAGAGCUUGAUGGGAAGAGGAAGAGAUAGAACGUGAAGUUCUCAGAUUGCUUUCCCCCAUGUCGGAAAGGAUGCAUCUGUAUCUGCCCCAAAUUGCAUAAUGGAGGUAUCAUGGAGGCAGAGAAGACCCGCGGUGCCAACCUACUUGAUGGAAUGAAGAGGAGGAAGUGGGUCACCAAGCGUGCUCGCGUGGAGUCUCCUCGGGCCGUGGAGUUCGAAGCCCCGAGUCACCCUCCCUGUCAUCAACCUGGAUUCUCCCAGGGAACCUGAGGCGGCGGGGCCUAUCCUCAAAGUGGCAGCGGAGCCCGGCGUCAUAGAGGCUCGGGAAGCCGAAACCACAGAGGCUUCUCGAACUCCAACAAUGUUUUCCAACUCGGGGAGCCAGGAGGGGGUUGGUAGUGUGCUGACUCCGAGCUGUGCUCUUCGGAAGAGUAAGAAGGCCGUUUACCCAGGCGAGGUCGCGGCAUGGUUCGAGCUUCCUCCAGGCCACAUUGGCGCACGUGCAGCGUCUCAUGUCAUGGUGGCGAACUCCUCCAUCCAUGCCCUAAUUAUCCAAUCAGAGAGGAGCUUGACGCAGACACAGCCUGCCGAGGAGGCUUUGGAAUCAGCUCGGGAGCGGGCGCAAACUGUCGAAGAGGCUUUGGGAUCAGCUUGUGAGCGGGUCCAGCGUCUUGAGGGCGAGACUUCGGCUCAGAGGAGUGAGUUGGAGAGACUUCGAAGGGAGAACGACGCCCUGAGGCUUGUCGUGAAACACCUCGCGACCUCGAAAGGGGGCCUGGAGCAUGAGGUGGAAUACCUCAAGGCCGACAUCAAGGAGAAGUCCGAGAUCUUUUUCCAGGCUCUUGAGGACACCAAGGUGAAGGCCGUCAACGACUACAUAGCGUCGGAGCGCUUCGACGACCUGAUGGUGGGCUCAUACCGGAGGGGCUUCAAAUUGAGUCGGUGGAUGAUAAGGCAUUCCUACCCCGAACUUGAUAUUCGUACCAUCACCACCUCGCGUAUCACUUCGGAGAUGGCUGCUGCGGCCGAUGAAGAUCCAGACUCUGAUGACGAGGUUGACCCUCCAAGUGUUGCCGAAGUCCCUUCUAAGGGCAAGGGGGAUAUCCCGAAGUGAUGUGUACCGGGCCUGUGAGCCCGAAGUGAUGUGUACCGAGCCUGCGAGCUCAUUUUUUCUUCUUUCUUUUUUUUUUUGAACACUGUAAAGCAAACAUUAGUAAUGAAGUACUUUUUCUGGUCAAGUGUUGUGCAACUAUUCUUCUUUUGCCAAGGUGAUUAUAUUGCCGAGCUACAUAGAAUUAGGUCCCCAAAACGAGGCUUAAGGCGGGUCAACAUAGUAAGGCUAUAUGCCCGAUCUGUUCAUCCUCAGCUCGGGUUUCAUACCCGUGCUGCUUGCUCUUCUUGGCACUAACACUUAGUUUGCGUUGAUGAGGUCCCGAGGUCAUCCUUAGCUUGACGCUUUAGCCCUUAGGAUAUUUUCCUAGGUUUUUUGCCCAUGCCGGAGAGGCGAUUGGGUCUUGUAGUGUCGAGGUCUUUGUUACCUCGGCGUUCUGACCCUUAGGCUCUGGGAGCGGCUCAUAGUUUGCCCAGUUUGGUAGCUUAUAGGUAAUAUCGCCUUAGGUUGACGAUGUUCCAAGCUCGGGGUAUUUGCCUACCCUCCAGGGUCUCGAGCUUGU